GAGCUAAGUGAUAUGACAUCACUAUAAAUUUAAUGUGCGGUGUUAUCAUAUAUCUAUUUAAAACAUGAAACUGUGUAAAUUCAAUCCGAUCAUUAAUAUCAGGUUUGUGGAAUUAUUGUGUACAUGUAAAUAAUUAGUCAACUCAAAAAAAUAAAUCAUGGUUAAGUCUCAAGAAGCAAUUGAAACUUCACUGUUUGUGAAACAAGUGUUAUCAGCAGUUUUCUAUGGAGUUGCCUCGUUUAUGAUAACAGUAGUGAAUAAAACCGUCCUUACUACUUAUGGCUUUCCUUCGUUUCAAGUUUUGGGUUUGGGCCAGAUGAUAGCGACCAUAGUGGUAUUAUUUGUUGCGAAGAAACUUCGUAUUGUUAACUUCCCAAGUUUUGAAUUAAGCACAUUCGGAAAGAUAUUUCCUUUGCCUCUUAUUUAUAUAGGAAAUAUGUUUUUUGGACUUGGAGGAACUAAACAGUUAAGUCUUCCCAUGUUUACAGCACUAAGAAGAUUUUCAAUAUUAAUGACGAUGAUCCUAGAACUGUACAUUCUUGGUAUUAAACCUAGUUUCAGCGUACAAUUUAGUGUGUAUACUAUGAUAGUAGGUGCCAUUGUAGCAGCUAGUAAUGAUAUAGCGUUUAACUUAACAGGUUACAUAUUUGUGUUAAUGAACAACAUUUUCACUGCCUCCAAUGGUGUAUAUAUGAAAAAGAAAUUGGAUUCCAAAGAACUAGGAAAAUAUGGUCUUAUGUAUUAUAAUUCCUUAUUUAUGAUAUUACCUGCAUUAUUUUUUGCAUUUUAUACUGGAGACAUGGAAGAAGCGUACAAUUAUAAAUAUUGGAACGAUGUAUUAUUUAUGGGUCAAUUUAUCUUAUCAUGUGUAAUGGGAUUUGUUUUAUCUUAUAGUGUAGUAUUGUGUACAUUUUAUAAUUCUGCUUUAACUACAACUAUUAUAGGGACAUUGAAAAAUAUAUGUGUUACAUAUCUCGGAAUGGUAAUCGGUGGAGAUUAUAUGUUUUCUUGGGUUAAUUUUAUAGGGAUUAAUAUCAGUGUGUUAGGUAGUUUAAUUUACACGUAUGUAACAUUUAAGAGGAAGGAAUCGGUUUCUUACUCACCUUUACCAAAUAAUGAGAAAGUAUCUAAAGCUGAAGAUGUUGUAUAACAUUUAAAGUUUCACAAAAAUCGUACAGGGUAUCUUUAAUUUAUUUAUUUUAGUAUGAUUUUAUGCAAGUAGAAUGUUUAUAUUCUGUAAAUAUAUAAUGUAUAUAUAUAAUGAGUGUGAUAUGUUUAUAUUCUUGUAUAAAUUGUUGAUUUUCGGAAUGAAAAAUUUAUAUAGUUUCGUUUUCAGACUUUCUAUUUCUUUUCUGUACCAUCUUGCUGCUAAAUAUAAACCGAAAUAAAUUGCUAAUUGUUACAGUAUUCAAUGGGUAUGCCCAUAUACCUAAUUUAUAGAAAUUAUAUAAUUUAUCUGUUAAAAUUUCAUAAAAUGUAAUUUUUUUUAAAAUAUGUUAUAACAGGGGUGGUCAACCUAUUGAUUGUCAUGGUUGAUUUUCGCACGACGAUUAGUAGGUACCAAUUAAUUUGCUAAGGUAAUGUCAAUCUUCAAGGUCUCAAUUUUUCUAAGUGAUCAAAAUGUUAAAUGCCAUGUUCUGAGGACAUUGAAAAUGUUUAUUCUGUUAAUGAUGUUCAUUAAAUAAUUUGAUUGGAACACUCAAAUUGACAAACAUUUUAUUAGACAAUUUAAAUAAUGUAUAUAAAUUAGCCAUUGCCAAUUCUAAAAUUCUAUUGCGAAGAAUACUGUCUUGUUCUAUAAUUAACUUUUUAGUAGUGUUGUUGACCUUUUAUUAAUUGUUUUUUAACAAAAUACUCCACAAGGGAUAAAUGAAACAUUAUGCUGUUAAUUUUAGUAUUUUGUAUCACAUCAUUAAAAAACAGGAAAUUGUAAGGAAAAUAUUAAUGAAUAUCUUCAUAUUUAAGUUGGCAGCAGUCGCAGAUUAUUUUAAUCUUGUUCUUAAAUAUAUCAGAGAAUAUUUUGAAUGUCUCGCCUUAUCAGUGAAAUUUUUUCAUUAUAUCAUAGCUGAUAAACAGUAAUUUACUUAUAACAGAUUA
Molecule: messenger RNA, 2097 nt
Organism: Anoplophora glabripennis (Asian longhorned beetle)
Lineage: Eukaryota; Metazoa; Arthropoda; Insecta; Coleoptera; Cerambycidae
Product: UDP-sugar transporter UST74c
Exons: 1
Coding region: 158-1150 (330 amino acids)
Cellular component (GO): Golgi apparatus
Molecular function (GO): antiporter activity; GDP-fucose transmembrane transporter activity
Source: RefSeq, a predicted model, not a curated record